AUGUCUCUUCACGCACCUGCCAGUGACCCGCCGACAAAGCUGGGUGUCUAUCGCGUACUUUCCGCCCAAGCUGGCGUGAGGGUAUCCCCCAUCACGCUAGGUGCGAUGAGUGUCGGUGAUAAAUGGGAAAGACUGGGGAUGGGUUCAAUGAACAAGGAGUCAAGCUUUAAGCUCCUGGACGCGUACUUUGAUAUGGGCGGCAAUUUUAUCGAUACAGCUAAUGGCUAUCAAGACGGGUCCUCGGAAGCAUUCAUCGGGGAAUGGGCUGAACAGCGAGGUAUUCGGGAUCAGCUUGUCAUAGCAACCAAGUAUACUGCUAACUACAAACGCGGCGACAAUUCUAUUGCGCAGAAAGUCAAUUAUGUCGGGAACAGCUCCAAGUCCUUAUACCUCAGCGUCGAGGCAAGCCUCAAGAAACUCCGCACUGACUAUAUCGACAUACUUUAUCUGUACUGGUGGGACUGGGAUACAUCCGUUCGUGAAGUGAUGGAUAAUCUCCACUAUCUCGUCUCGCUUCGCAAAGUCUUAUACCUCGGGAUAUCAGACGCGCCUGCUUGGGUAGUAGCUCAAGCGAAUCAGUACGCCUUGGACAACGGGAAAACACCGUUCGUGGUAUACCAAGGCCGGUGGAACGUCAUGGAGAGGUCGUUUGAACGGGACAUCAUCCCGAUGGCCAGGGAAUUUGGGAUGGCACUUGCUCCGUGGGAUGUACUUGCUGCUGGGAGAUUCAGGACCGACGAGGAGGAGCAGAAGCGAAGGGAGACAGGAGAGAAAGGGAGGACGAUAUCUCGUCCGGAUUGGGAGAGGAGUGAGUUGGAAGUGAAGGUUUCGAAGGCACUGGAGGUCGUUGCAAGUGAGGUUGGCGCUCAAGGAAAUCUUACUGCUGUCGCUAUCGCAUAUGUCAUGCACAAGACCCCAUACGUCUUUCCGAUCAUCGGAGGCCGAAAGGUUGAGCACCUGAAGGCGAACAUCCAGGCUCUCGACAUAAGGCUGACGGAUAAGCAAAUGGAAUAUCUCGAGAUCGUGGUACCUUUUGAUCCUGGUUUUCCCUCCUCGAUGAUUGGAGACGGAACGACUCAUAACAGGAUGUUGCUAGCUGUCGCCAAGAUGGCCAAGCAACCGAAGCCGCAGCCUAUCUUACCAUGA
Messenger RNA from Desarmillaria tabescens, 1146 nucleotides. Its product is annotated as Aldo/keto reductase. The transcript is spliced from 6 exons. Bases 1 to 1146 code for a protein of 381 amino acids. NCBI's taxonomy places the organism in Eukaryota, Fungi, Basidiomycota, Agaricomycetes, Agaricales, Physalacriaceae. The record is from RefSeq and is a predicted model, not a curated record.